This is a messenger RNA of Suillus clintonianus, 1721 nucleotides long. RefSeq lists its product as uncharacterized. The record is from RefSeq and is a predicted model, not a curated record. The transcript is spliced from 2 exons. Lineage: Eukaryota; Fungi; Basidiomycota; Agaricomycetes; Boletales; Suillaceae. Bases 170 to 1417 code for a protein of 415 amino acids.
GGUGUGCUGCACGCGUCGACCUCGAGGAGAUGACCAUGCUCCAGAUUAUAAUUUCAUAGCUUUUAGAUAUCGUGUCUACCGUCCUUCCUUUGUUCUCAUUAUCUACCAGUUUUUUUUUGUUCCAUCCAACUGACCAGGAGAAAGAUUCAGAUCAACGUUCCUCUCCAUCAUGGUCUUCGGUCUCUUCACUCGCAAGCCCGAUUCCUCACCAACACACAACGACCAACUACACACACCCUCUCCCUCAAUUUCACACCCUGACUCUCCAGCAGCCCUCUCACCCACUCCACCACCCAAUUCCUGCACCACCGAGUCUGAGCCCAACUCCGAGGUAACAGAUCCAACAGCCCUCUAUGACCUCGUGCGCUCCGUCCCUCCGCAGACGCUACACGCGUACACCCUCGCCUACCUCUGCCCCACCUCCGAUCUGCCACAAGCACCCCCCUCCCCACGCACACUCACCGCCCUAAGUCACUUCUUCAACGCACUCUCCCCGCCACCACAACUCCAUUGUGUGCGCUGCCAUGCCUCCUUCUUUGACCUUUCAAAUACAGACACGUCUUGCCGCAUUCCACAUGAUGAUGAAAGCGCCCUCGUUGAUCGUGCGGCGUAUGAGACGUUGUGGGGUUGUUGUGGAGGGAGCGUUGAAGGGACAGGAGAUAUGGGUCCCCCUGAUGGGUGGUGCUAUGAGGGAAGGCACACGACAGACACCAAACGCGCGCGUUUCCGCGCGGAUUCCACCAUCCACGACGACAAACUAGUCUCGUGCGCUACGACAGGAUGCCAUGGCCGCAAACGCAAGCGGAGCGUAUCCGUCUCCAGCGGUGACCUGAGCCCCAGCACAAAGAAGAAAGAAAAAUCGAAGGUAAACGCAAAAGUAAACGACGUUUCCCCACCGAAGUUAGUUCGCAAACCCACUUCAAAGGCAUCCACGCCUAGGCCUACACCCAAACCGCUAUCUAAAUCUGAUACAUCCACAUCCUCUGUUACGCUCACCCAACCACGCAUCAGGCCCCUACCUAAAUCCAACCUUCACCAAUCCCACGUCGUAUCACCCACCGUAGACGGCGUUUCCGAAUCCGAGAGUGAUACACGACAACACGACGCAGAUAUUUUCUCGCGUCCUACUAGAGAACGCACAAGAACGCGCCCAACUGUUGACGAGCACAAACGCCCUCCUGCUGACGAGCACAAAACCCGCACUGUUGCUGACGAGAACGUGUGUAAACCGCGUACAAGAAGUGCAGCACGGGAAGAGCGGAGUGUCUCGCGUACGAGGGCAGUUGUGAGAGGCGGUUCUGUGCGUGUGCUGCGGGAGCGGGAGAGAGAGAAGGAGAAAGGGAUGAGCGAGUCGGAUGCGGACGAGAGGGGACGAGGCAGGGGGAGAGAAGUAAAGAAAAGAAGGGUGGGUGUAUGAGUCGUGCGUGUGGGUCAUCCUGUGUGUGUGGAUGAGUCCGACACAUAUAGCUAGUAUUAUUCCGGUGCGCCCCACCACGAUGCUGACGAGUACGGCAGUUGAUCUAUCGUGUUAUAUCUCGACGUGUAUAUCCUAUAACCCUCUUUUGUUCUGACUCGAAGACGAGUGUAUGCUACUACCUACGGAGGUGCACAAUGUGUAUUUAUCUUGACCUUAUUAUAAUCGCUAUGCCGCUUUAGGAGGCAAUAUACUGUAUCUCUACUCGAAUCCAGUAUGAAAUUCAAUUCCAGCAUCAUUCACGGUC